AGUACUAAGUACAGUCAGUUCUCAAAAUGGCGGUUGAGGAAAGUGGAUAUGAUAAAUAAUGGAUAUAGAUGAAAAAAAACCAGCAAAUCAAAGCUCUUUUAUACUGAGCUCAAAAAGAAAGCGGGAUUUGGAGACAAGCGGAUCAAAGGUGUCGCGCACCGAAGGUUUUUCUUGGUGGACAUCAUUAAUGUUGGGAGUUGAAUCAAAAAGUUGUGCAAACGUUCGUAGUUCGGUUGUGUCGACAAAACGUAAAGCUGACAGUCAACACCAUCAGGGAAACGUUCCCACCAAAAAUUGAAUCUAGACAUCUCUCCACGCUUUCCGUUUGUGGAAAAAAGAGUUGACGAAGUUGGAAGGCGACGAGAAAUGUUGUGUUCUGUUAAAUCCAUCGACCAUCAGCUGAUUCUGGCUUGCACUGAAUUAUUUUUUACAGCUGAACAUCUUUUGACAAAAUAACUUGUUGUUUUUUUUUCACGUGUGUAGGUGACCAACGAUUGGUAUUUGGUUAAUCAUGUUAUGUUAAGUUCCUUGUCUGCUCCCGUUUUUUAACUAUAGCCAACUGCUGUGCACUUCUCUCAUUUCAAAUGACACUCUUUGUAUUUUACCUUUCUGGUUGAUGAGUUCGCUCUGGAUAAGGUAACAAAAACUCUUUGGAAACGUAAUCGUCACAUUUCGAUAGUGAUAUUGUCUUUGUUGAAAGGAUGUUCAUGAAAACACUUAGAUAGUUCACAGAGAGAUAGUUCACACUGAAAGUAUAGGAUAAGACAAUUCCCUGUCUUACACUUGAAAGUUAUUGUUGUCAAAGGCAUUUGAAAUUAUCAUGUCAGGAACUGGAGAGAAUUCAGGCAAGCAUCCUGUGGAAAAUACCAGUCUUGAUUUCCCAGAGCCUCCAGAAAAACCACUUGAUAGUGACUGCUGUGGAACAGGUUGUGUACCAUGUGUCUUUGAUAUUUAUGACGAAGAAAUGGUAAAAUGGAGAUUAGAAUGUGACAGAAUAAGAAGUGGAAAAACUAUCACAAAGGAUUUUCCCGAUGGAAGUUUCAAUCAAGUACUGUGUACUUCAGAGUUUCGAUGUUUUGAACUACAGUCCAUCAUUAGGGUGACAGAUGAUUCAUGUGUAUACAGAUUUAAGAUCCCAGGAAAUAAGAAGCUAGGAAUUAAAAUAGGACAGCACUUGAUAAUGAGAGGCAAAUUUGAUGGCAGAAGUAUCACAAGACAGUACACACCUGUUAGUCUUAUAGACUGCCAUGGGUUCUUUGAUGUUCUCAUCAAGGUUUAUUUGAAUGGGAAAAUGUCUAACCAUAUAAGAACAUGGCAAGUUGGUGACAUGGUUGAAUGGCGGGGACCCUUUGGAAAUUUUUCUUACACACCAAAUCAGUAUCGUCGGGUUGGCAUGUUAGCUGCAGGAACAGGGAUUGCCCCAAUACUGCAAGUCAUUCAAGGCAUUGUUACAAAUGAGGAUGAUGAAACCUUUAUCCAAUUGGUUUAUACGAGCAGGACAUAUGAUGACAUUUUAAUGAAAGACACACUGGAUGAAUUAAAAGCUUAUUGGAAUUUUUCAGUACACUAUGUUCUAAGCCAGGAAAGUGAAGCUGACCAAUCAAAAGUCAAAUAUGGAGAUCACGUGUCACAUGGCAGGAUCGAUCAAGAGCUUGUGUCAAGGGAGAUGCCUCAGCCAUCACUUGAUGUUCACGUGUUAAUCUGUGGAACCAAGUCUUUUGAUAAGGACAUGAUAAAAUAUUUGAAAACUGCCGGUUAUACAUCAGACAUGUAUUAUAAGUUCUGAUUACGAGAAAAUUGCUCUUCAAGAAAGAUCUUUUGUACACUUCAAAGAAAAAGCAUAACUUUUUAGAUGCUACUUGGAUACCCUUCCCUGAUCAAACGCUUUUAUUUUAUUGCGAUUUUUUAACCCUCUGAUAAUUCAAUCCAAGUAGUUUUUUUUCUUAGAGGUUUUAGAAAGCAAAGUUUCACAAUAGUUUUUUUCUUGACAUAUGGAUGUAUACAGGCACAAAACCUUUGUACAUGUACACUACAGUUGCCAAUGGUGUUCUUAAUAAACUGACUGAGACAAUGUGUCUGUUCUUUAUUUUCUUAUUAAAAUGAUUAUUGAUCUUGAAGA
Molecule: messenger RNA, 2119 nt
Organism: Stylophora pistillata
Lineage: Eukaryota; Metazoa; Cnidaria; Anthozoa; Scleractinia; Pocilloporidae
Product: NADH-cytochrome b5 reductase-like
Molecular function (GO): oxidoreductase activity
Source: RefSeq, a predicted model, not a curated record